Messenger RNA from Triticum dicoccoides, 978 nucleotides. RefSeq lists its product as uncharacterized. The coding region runs from base 38 to 817 and encodes 259 amino acids. The record is from RefSeq and is a predicted model, not a curated record. Lineage: Eukaryota; Viridiplantae; Streptophyta; Magnoliopsida; Poales; Poaceae. The transcript has a single exon.
ACAAAGUAGGCACGCCGUGGAGCUCGCCCGUCCCUCGAUGGCAACCGCCGCUUCGUCGAGCAGGGUGGCCGCGGUGGCGGAGCAGGAGGACAAGAACGAGCCGGCGAGGCCCCUGGCCAUCCCUCACCCGCACGCCCACCCGGCCGCCAGCGACGUCGACGAGGCGGCGCAGACGGCGACGGGGUGGCGCUCCACGCAGUACCUCCGGAGGAAGCGCCGGUGCCUGCUCUGCUGCGGCGGCUGCUGCGUGGCCACCGCGGUCAUCGUCGGCAUCCUCAUCCUCGCGCUCUCGCUCACCGUGUUCAAGGUCAAGGACCCGCGCCUCACCAUGAACGGCGUCUCCCUCGCCGCCCUCAGGGCCGGCCCCGGCACGGGGCUCGCCGACCCCGUCGCCGCCAACGCCACGCUCACCGCCGACGUCUCGAUCGAGAACCCCAACAUCGCGUCGUUCCGGUUCUCGCCGAGCGCCACGGAGGUGUACCUCGGCGGGCGGACGGUCAGCGUGGCGUACGUGCCAGGCGGCCGCGUCGGCGCCCACGGGAGCGUGCGCAUGAACGUGACGGUAGACAUCCUCGGCGACCGGCUGUCGGGGGCGGUCAACGCCACCGGCCUGCUGCUCGGCCAGGCGUACGACCUGACGACGUACACGGAGAUGGGCGGCAUGGUGAAGGUGCUGGGGAUCUACAAGAAGGAUCUCGAGAUCAGGAUGAACUGCUCCGUCACCGUGGAGGUAGGGGGCUUCGCCGGCGUGCUCGUGUCAGGGGCCCCGGCCAGCGUGCACAGCAACGGCGUGACCUGCGCCGCACAUGUGAGCUGAUUAGAGGGUGCCUUGUCAAUUAGAUGAUGGUUUUCGUAGAUGUUGCUUCCGUUUUGGUAUAUUUUGCACUAGUACGUCGCGUGUACAUUCUUGUCUUGCUGUAAGUAUGUUCGACCCCCUCAUUCUCAUGGUUGAAAAACGCACAAAAAUUGUUGUCUAUU